Dentiscutata erythropus is the source of this 162-nucleotide messenger RNA. NCBI's taxonomy places the organism in Eukaryota, Fungi, Glomeromycota, Glomeromycetes, Diversisporales, Gigasporaceae. The record is from the annotation of a GenBank genome assembly.
GGCAUUCGAAUUGAUCACAAACAUGCUAUGAAUUGGAAGAAUGAAAAAGAAUCACGUAAAAUAAGUUUUGGUCCCUCAGUUAAUAUUUACAAUUCAACAUUCUCUAGAAACUCUAAAAAUAUUGUAACUUUAAAUGAUAAAACUAUAAGUUCUGGUCUCUCA